Molecule: messenger RNA, 663 nt
Organism: Seminavis robusta
Lineage: Eukaryota; Bacillariophyta; Bacillariophyceae; Naviculales; Naviculaceae
Source: the annotation of a GenBank genome assembly
AUGAGCAAACAUCGUGGGGGCGGCCCUCGCCACCGUGCAGCCUUGCUGCUGGUGUUGGGAGUAGUCAGCAGCCUCUUAGGAGGCCAUGUUGUGCAAGCGAUCUAUCCCGACGGUCACUUUGAUUACGUUACAAAGAUUACAGACAAAGGUCAUCUCGAGGCCGUCGUCGCCGAUACGCUCAAGACAGACGACACGCUGUUUGUGCUCACAAAGGCGUUUGCGGAAAGUGGGAACAAACAAGUUCGCUUUGCGGACAUUACUCUUUCGGAAGCCCCCAUUUCGGGUCCACCCUACGAUGCUGGCAAGGGUGGAUGGCCCACCAUUCGGUAUUUCAACAAGGAGACGGGCAAAGAUGGAGCUCCUUAUCAGAAAAAGACGGACAAGUCCAUGUGUGAUGAACUGGGCAAUUUUGACAAUAUGCUGGAUUAUGUGGAAGAAGCGGGUAACACUGCCUUGUGUGCCCCCGACGGAUCUGGAUGCGAUGAACGAUCGGCCAAGUACAUGGCCAAAUUCAAGGCCAAGUCCAAGGAGGAGCAAGCUGCACAAUUGAAACGUCUGGAAGGAAUGGACGGAAGCAGCAUGAAACAAGAUCUUUUGGAUUGGAAAGAAACUCGCAAGAGGUUGCUCAAAACACUCCUGGCCACUCAUCACACGGAAUUGUAG